GUGAAGAUAGCACUGCAGCUCAGCUUGAGUGAUCCGUCAAUUUUUCAGCAAAAGUAAGUCGGAUACGAGGCAUCGUUGAAGUAAGAGGUUGCGGAGCGAUUGUAAUAUUGGGAAUUUCGUAGAGAUCAAAAUGCCGACCUACAAGCUCAGCUACUUGAACGUCACCGGUCUCGGCGAGCCGCUCCGGUUCCUGCUGAGCUAUGGCGGAGCCGACUUCGAGGACAACCGCAUCAAUUUCGAGGACUGGCCCAAGCAGAAGCCGAAGAUGCCGAUGGAGCAGGUGCCGAUCUUGGAGUUCGACGGUAAGAUCUACCACCAGACCCGCGCGAUUGGCCGUUUCCUCGCCAAGAAGUACAAGCUCUACGGCAACGACGAGCUCCAGGACCUCGAGAUCGACCUGAACGUCGACGACGUCGAGGACUGGAGAACCAAUUUCUCGAGGUUCUUCCGCGAGGCCGACGAGACCCAAAAGGCCAAGCUGAAGGCGUUCGCCCUCGAGAAGACGCCCUUCUACCUCGGCAAGUUCGAGGAGCGAGUGAAGAAGAACGGCGGCUACUUCGUCGCUGGCAAGCUGUCUUGGGCCGACGUCCACUUCGCCGCGAUCGCCGAGCUCAUCAACAACUUCUCGGAGAAGAACAACCUGGAGUCGUAUCCCGCGUUGACGAAGCUCUACGAGACCGUCCGCUCCGAGCCCAAGAUCAAGGCUUACCUCGAGAAGCGGCCAAAGACCGUUUUGUAAUAAAUUUCAUUUUUGUGCGUUCGCAUUAUAUAAUAAAUACGUUGUUUCGACAUCACAAUAA
This is a messenger RNA of Nasonia vitripennis (jewel wasp), 800 nucleotides long. RefSeq names its product glutathione S-transferase S5 (gene GstS5). The transcript has 4 exons. The record is from RefSeq and is marked validated. Bases 131 to 739 code for a protein of 202 amino acids. Gene Ontology annotation, molecular function: glutathione transferase activity. NCBI's taxonomy places the organism in Eukaryota, Metazoa, Arthropoda, Insecta, Hymenoptera, Pteromalidae. Gene Ontology annotation, biological process: glutathione metabolic process.